AUGCGUGGCCGACCGAUGACGAUAGACGCGAUCGGAGACGCGGAGAAGAAGGCACCGGUGCCACUUAAGUACCAGCGCGCGACUGAUCUUGGCGCGUCGCGAUUCGCAUCGCUCGAGCCACCUCGCGCGCGCGCAGCACCGCAGCUGCAGCAGCGGGCACCAGCGUCUGCGCCACCUCCGCAGAAGCAUGCAGCGCUACCUCCGCCGCAACAAUUCGCUCCGCCACAAGCCUAUGUGCGACCGGGCCUCAACGGCUACGGGAUGCCGUCCGCUAGCCAGCGGAAGUUGAACAUACGCAAGUUCGAUGGUACGGAGCUGUACCGCGGACUCGGGAGCGGAUUCUUUGACUGGGGGCGUACGUUCCUGCGCGCGGUGAGCCUCGCGGAAGCGUCGUGUGGUUUCGGAUGGACCCGAGACGUCAAGGUCGACCUGCUUGGGCACUUUCUCGCCGGCACGGCUGAGAGGUACUAUCACAAGCAGGUCGAUACCUGGUGGACGCAAUCACCCACACUGGAGUACAUCAUGGAGCAGCUUCUGCGCACGUUCAAGACGUCAAUCACUGCAAGCCAGGCGAUGAAGUUAUUCAUGGCCAAGAAGGACGCACGACGCACCUGGGCCGAGCACUUCCUGUACAUGGUCGCCGUCAGCGAGGCAUGCGGUGGUGCCGACUCGCUUGUUCUUGAAAACAUCGUCCACCACGCUUCGCCGGAGCUGGUGAACGUAAUGCGCUCCAAGUAUGAGCCCAAUCGACUCGACUACCUGCGCCAUGCUGAGGAGCUGGCGCACUUCGCGCAGUCCAUUGAGCACGGCAGCAGCGCGGUGGGUCGUGAGGUCGUCGCCGCGCACGUGGAAGGCAAACCCAAGGGCGCGAUCACGUGCUACCGAUGUGGGCGACCAGGCCACAUCGCAGCCAACUGUCGCGCGCGAGUCGUGCACGAAGACGAGACACCCGCGGAGGGUGGAGGCGCCAUCAUGAUCCUUGCACUGACCGAUAAGCGCAGAGCGACCACGAAGAAGCGCAACAGGAGGAAGAAGGGCUCGCGCGGCAAGGACGCCGCAGCGACCAAUGUAAGUGAUGGGGCGCGAACCAUAGACGACUCAUGCGGCUUCGUGCUUACGCCGAGCGACGGAGUAAGAGCCACGGACGGCACGAGCGGCCUCGUACUUGCGGCGACCGAUGCCACGGGUGUCGACCGAGGAGACUGGAUCCUCGAUAGCGGCGCGAGCCGGCAUCUUGUCAACGACGAGUCGCUGCUGCUCAAGUCGACGGCUUGCAGCCACGAGAUUGCGAUGGCAGACGGCGAGUCGCUUCACCUGACGCGUGUCGGCAGCGUGCGCCUCGAGGUUCUUGCGCGCGGCGCUGAAGCGGUAGUGACGCUCACGGGUGUGUGCUUGGCGCUGCGACUGGCAAAGAACAUUGUGUCGUACGGCAAGCUCGCCAACAAAGGAUUUGCCCUAGUGCACUCCGGCGAAAGGCGCUCGCUCGCUCGGUGCAGAGAUGGUGCGGUCGCGUUCGGUGUCACAAUCGACAGCAACGUGCUGUAUGUCGUGACGAAGGCCACGCGCGACAAGGAAGGUGCAGGCGGAGACGCGAUCAUGGCGGCGCUCGAAGCGCAUGCAACGGAAACCAACGCCGAUGAGCCGCACGAAGCCUCGCUGUUGCACUGGCACCAGAGACUCGGCCACCUUGCGUUCGACACGAUCGAACGCAUGGCGCGCGAUCCGGCAUCGGGCAUUAGGCUCAGCAACAACAAGCGUAUGGCGUGCGUGUCGUGCCUCGAGGGCAAGCAGACGCGCAACGCACAGUCCCAACAAGACAGCGGCAAGCACUCGCCCAUCGAUCGCAUCGGAGGCGUCAUCUGUUCGGACCUGAAGGGUCCAAUGACGCCGCGGGACCGACUCGGCAAUCGUUACCUUGUGAACUUCGUUGAUCACAAGAGCAACAACUGCCGAGUAUUCCUCGCGCCCACGAAGGACGCUGCGGCGAGGCAGUUCGAGGCGUUUCUCGUCCACUUCGAGAAGCUUUUCGGGUUCAAGGUCCACGUGCUCCGCACGGACGGCGGCAGAGAAUACGCCAACGUGGACCUGUUCUGCGAGCGCACGGGCGUCACGCGCCAAGUGUCGGAGGCGCGAAAUCAGGCCUCAAACGGCAAGGCGGAACGAAUGCACCGGACAGUGCUGAACCUUGCGCGCAGCAUGAUGUUUGCCUGCGCGCUGCCCCUGGUGUUCUGGGGAGACGCGGUACUAUACGCCGUUCACAUCCUCAACCGGAGCCCUACGCGAGCUAACGCAAAGAGAGCGUCACCACUCGAGGUGCUGACGGGCAAGACGCCGGAUCUGCGUGGAAUUGUCGUUUUUGGCUCCCAGUGCAGCGUGUAUAGAGACCCGCGCAAGAACUCGCUGCUGCAGCGCUCGGGGCGCGCCAUCAUUGUCGGCGUCAGCGAGGAAAUCAAGGGCUACAAGGUGCUGCUGCCGCGUGACAAUAAAGUGGUCGUCACGCAGCACAUCAAGAAUAUCGAGACACUGACGGAGGCGCAAAACGCGCAACUCCAGCGCGCGAUGGACGUCGGCGAUCGAUCCGGAGGCCAGGAGGAGACGGACGCGCCAGCAGCAGCAGUGGCGAACGAUGGUCGCGCAGAGGGCAACAGGGAGACGCGUAAAAUCAAAAAGAGAUGGACGCGAAAGGCGCAUGGAACACGCGGGGCGUUGAAACGCGCAGAAGCGGCUGCUCGUCAGGAGGAGACAGCCGCGAGCGGAGAAGUCGUAAAUGCUGCUUUCGAGCAUGAUCCGCUUAACUACGGACAGGCGAUGCUCAGCAGCAAGCGCGAAGGGUGGAAGAAGGCGAUGCAAGAGGAGAUCGCCGCGCUCGAGGCCAACGACGUCUCGACUAUUACAAGGCGAACGGCAGGACAGCAUGCGCUGCACACAAAAUGGGUCUACAAGACCAAGACAGAUGCACAGGGCGACCUCGAGCGGCUGAAAGCGCGACUGGUGGCGUGUGGCAACGAACAGGUGCUUGGCGUCGACUACACGCUCACCUUCGCUGCCGUGAUGGAACUAUCGACGGUCAAAGUGAUCCUGGCGCUUGCGGCUACGUGGGGGUGCCUGCCAAGCACGGUGACAUCCCCAACGCCUACGUUAAAGCAUACAAGGAGCCGCACCUGCGCAUCUAUCUACAGAUACCGCGCGGCAUGCCAGUCUCGAAGGAGACGCUACGAGCGCAAGGCGUUUCGAACACGAGCGAGCUGCCAGCUGCUGCACUCGAAGCUCUCCACUGCCGGUUUCAAGCGGUGUAAGAGCGACAUGUGUUUUUACUGGAAGCACGACGGCGACGACCUCGUCGUGGUCGGCGUGUAUGUCGACGAUCUUCUAGCGACAGGGAAGAGCGCGGCGGCGGUCGAGCGGUUCUUUGCAAGCCUCGCGUCGUUGUCGAUCAAUGACCUGGACCGUGUCAGCAAAUUCCUGGGAAUGCGCGUGACGCACAACGGUCAGAAUGGGUACACGCUCGAUCAGGAGGAGGCCAUAAGAGACCUCUUACGCGACAACGGACUCGCUGACGCCAACUCGACGUGGACGCCGAUCUACGACAGCUGCUACGAGUUGAAGGAGGGCGACGCGGAGCUUCUUGGGACGCCAAGCGCGAAAUUAGGACCGACUGUGCGCCAGUUUCAGUCGCUGGUCGGCUCGCUGCUCUGGGUGGCGCGUUGCACGCGCCCUGACAUAGCGUUUGCGGUGCACAAGGUCACGAGACGAGCCCAUGCGCCUCGACUAGCAGACUGGAAGUUAGCUAAACGCAUCUCGCGAUACCUCAAGGGUACGGCGGCGAUUAAGAUCACGAUGAUCGCAGAAGACAAUUUAGGUGCGGCGAUACGACUAGAAGCGUUCAGCGACGCCGACUUUGCCGCCGACAAGACGGACCGGAAGUCAAUGACGGGCGGCAUCGUGAUGCUGAACGGGAUGGCCGUCAGCUGGGCUGCGCGGAAGCAGGGAGGCGUCUCCCUGUCGACGAUGGAGGCGGAAUUUGUCGCGGCGACUGAAGUCGCGCGCGAGCUGCUCGGCCUGCGCGAGAUGUUGUGCGAAGUGGGCGUGGAGCCCACGCUUCCGAUGCAGUUGCGGGUGGACAACCAAGCGGCGAUCGCGCAGAUCGCGGGAGAGGCAUCGUCGCUGAAGGCAAAACAUGUGGAUGUGCGCCUUAAGUUUCUUUGCGACUACUCGCGUCGCGGCAUCAUCACGGCGAGCUACGUCAGAUCGGAGCAAAUGCUCGCAGACCUCCUCACGAAGGCGUUGGACGCGACGAAGCUCUCGACACUGCGCGCACUCGUGCGCAUUGGUUAA
Molecule: messenger RNA, 4335 nt
Organism: Peronospora matthiolae
Lineage: Eukaryota; Oomycota; Peronosporomycetes; Peronosporales; Peronosporaceae
Source: the annotation of a GenBank genome assembly